Messenger RNA from Ostertagia ostertagi, 1722 nucleotides. NCBI's taxonomy places the organism in Eukaryota, Metazoa, Nematoda, Chromadorea, Rhabditida, Trichostrongylidae. The record is from the annotation of a GenBank genome assembly.
AUGAAAACGAACGUGUGGGUCCUUUUUGUGCUUCUUGUAUUCCUCACCACUUUUCCUAUAUUCUUUCUUUAUCGUCAACUAGGAUCAGGAAUAGUCUCUCAAGAAGAUCUCCUUUACCAGAACGAUUACAAUACACUCCCAAAUGGAAAUAACGAUCCCUUUGAUUGUAUGCAAUUCCCGGAUGAUAUGCAAUCUUAUCCGAAUUGUCAAGAAAAGUUGCAGUGGUUGAGAAAUGGGUGGAAGACACAUCAAUGUUAUGCUGAUUAUGGUCGAUUUGCUCUAUGCGACGCUAUCUUUCUGAAGUUGAAAAUCACUGCCCUCCGCUUUUCUUCGACGAAUGUAGAAUCUAGUUCCAGAACAGUUGAUUUUGCAAAGCCCAACACCGAUCUGAAAAAACUUUUUCUGAGGCUCGCCGGAAAUGCUGAGAAUUAUGAUUACAUCAAAAAUCGUCUCACACAAUACUGGUCAAGCUGGAUAGGUGCAUUGCAUGCGACCACUCUCAAAUAUCCAAAAUCGACAUCCAAUCGAAGGAAAAUGAAUAUACUGAUCCACUUGGGGCUGCUCACGGAGACUAGUUUACACAUCGGUGAAAAAUCUCGCAGUGGAGGACCAUUGGGAGAAUUAUUGCAGUGGUCGGAUCUUAUCGCUUGUUUGUUUCUGUUGGGGCACAACCUGUACAUAUCGAAUGAUAAGCCUUCCCUUAUUCGGCAUGUGGAUAAAUUUCCCUUUGACGGACCCUGCCCUAGUAAACAAAGACGUGUGGAUCUUAUCAUCACUGAUAUUAUUGGCUUGAGAUCGUUCCGGUCGCGAAGAGAAUUCCUUUUGCGGAACAAGUGUUUGAUACGUCUAGUCGACAGCUUCGGAACGCAUGUGGAGUUUAACUAUAGAUCUUACUUCAAAGCACACCAAGCUGAUUUCGCACAAAACGGAGGCGCUUCCUCUAAUCCUUGGGGAGGACAUGGACUAAAACUCCUACAGCACUGGACCUUCUUCCCGCAUACACCCGAUAACGAUUUUCUUGGAUUUGCCAUUCAUCAUAUUGAUGUAGAGCCACUUUACAAUCGAAAUGCCCUCGAUCGCCCAAUAUCGCUGGUGUAUGGGAAGGAGAAGUAUAUGUGGACGGAAUCGGAGCCCGUUAUAGAAGUUCUGAAGUCUUUAACGGAGGUGCACGCUACUGUUUCUGAUCUAAAGAAUGCCAAUGAAUCGGUGUUCUCUGGCAUCGUCAAUCAUGGUUUCCUAAACAUAACAGAGGUGGCAGCUCUCCUGAAAUCGGCCAGUGUCUUUGUAGGCCUCGGAUUCCCAUUUGAAGGUCCGGCUCCAUUGGAGGCUAUAUCGCAUGGUGCAGUGUUCAUCAAUCCAAAGUUUAAACCUGCUAAAACCCGGUUGAAUACGGCGUUCUUUCGGGACAAACCAACAUUGCGUGAGUUCACCAGCCAGUCUCCUUAUAUGGAACGCAUUGGGGUACCGUAUGUGUACACUGUUGACUUCAACAACACUGACGAAUUGGAAGAUGCCAUAAAGCGGGCAUUAAGUGAGCAGCCUCAGCCAUUUGUACCAGAAGAGUUCAGUCCACAAGGGAUGCUGAUUAGGGUGAAUAUAUUGAUUCAUCGUGAUUUGUGUAGUGGCGCAUCGAAAUGGCCUCCAAUCAGUGCUCUCGAGCCGAAAUUAGGCGCUCAAGGCGAGUCAUGUGAAAUGGCAUGCGAUUCUGCGGACUUGGUGUGU